AUGUGGGGAUUAAGCAAUCAAUUCUCGAAUACUUUUUUCCCCUUAAAAUUCCACUACUCGACAAUGGAUGCUCCACCACCAUCACCUGAAUCAAUAAAUUCCACAGACUGCUUGACACUAAAUGAUCUUAGGUUCAUUUUCUGUGGUUGCGAAGGGAAGCUGAUGGAGCCCCAGGAAGAAAUGCAUAAAAGGAAACAAGGUUUCGGAUGUGACUUCUUCAUUUGCAGGACUGAGUUCAAUUGUCUACAACAUAAAGUGCAUAGUUUCCGAAGGAAGUUCCAAGCCAUGGAAUUUUUCUUGGGUGUGGUGGCCAUUGCUAUUAUGUCGAUCGUUGUGGUCAUGAACAAGUGA
Lactuca virosa is the source of this 351-nucleotide messenger RNA. Lineage: Eukaryota; Viridiplantae; Streptophyta; Magnoliopsida; Asterales; Asteraceae. The record is from the annotation of a GenBank genome assembly.